AUCAUUGAAGAGUGGGGGAGUCUAUAAGACGGGAGCGCGCAGCUUUCACGGCAGCGCGCCUACACAGCUGUCAGCACCAAGGACAGCACCACUCUGGGACCAGCAGGGACGGAUCAGACCAGAUCCGUGUCUGAGGACCAGAAGACUCCUGUAGAGACCGGGAGAGAGCUGGAGAGUCCUGAGGAGAGCUGGGGGGGUCCUUGAAGGUCCUGGAGACCAUGCUGCGGCUGCUCUGUCAGAACCACUGCGGUUUUUGAGCACAGGCUCGCUCACAGUGGUUCAAAACCUGUGCGCAUUCCUCUGCAGAGCCUUUGAUUCCACAUUUCCCUCCCGUCCUUUUCCUCUUUUUUUCCGGCGCGCACAUCUGUCCCUGUCCGCGCUGCUUCUCCACACCCACAGCUCCAGCUGGUCGAACCGAACCGACACCGCAGAGAAACGCCGUCUCUGCAGCUGUGCCGCCUGGUGUUUCACACCACCAUGCGUCUCUUCCUCAUGGUGGCGCUCUUCUCCUGCUCGUGUGCGCCGGCGGGCUGCGAACCUAAGAUCGUCAACAUCGGUGCGGUUCUGAGCCAGAAACGGUACGAACAGGUCUUUAAGGACGCAGUGGCCCAGGCCAAUCAGGUCUACGGCAGGGAGAAGUUCAAACUGAACGCCAUCUCCGUCACCCACAAACCCAACGCCAUCCAGAUGGCGCUGUCUGUCUGUGAAGACCUUAUCUCCAGCCAGGUCUAUGCCAUCCUGGUGAGUCACCCUCCACAGUCCAGUGACCACCUCACACCUACACCCGUCUCCUACACCGCAGGAUUUUACCGCAUCCCUGUGGUUGGACUCACCACUCGCAUGUCCAUCUACUCAGACAAGAGCAUCCAUUUGUCCUUCCUGCGGACCGUCCCUCCAUACUCUCAUCAGGCCCAUGUUUGGUUCGACCUGAUGCGUGAAUUCAACUGGAACCACAUAAUUCUCAUUGUGAGCGAUGACCACGAGGGACGGGCGGCUCAAAAGAGGCUGGAGACCCUGCUGGAGGAGCGGGAGACCAAGAAUAAAAAAAGGAACUAUGAAAACCUCGACCAACUGUCCUAUGACAACAAGCGAGGACCUAAGGCAGAGAAAGUCCUCCAGUUCAGCCAGGAGACUAACUUAACUGCUCUGCUGCUGGAGGCCAAAGAGCUGGAGGCCAGGGUCAUCAUCCUGUCUGCCAGUGAGGAAGACGCUGCUGCUGUCUACAAAGCUGCUCGCUUCCUCAACAUGACUGGCUCAGGCUAUGUGUGGCUGGUGGGCGAACGGGAGAUGUCGGGUAAAGCCCUGAGUGAGGCACCAGACGGUCUGAUUGGCCUCCAGCUCAUCAACGGGAAGAAUGAGUCGGCUCACAUCAACGAUGCUGUGGCCGUGGUGGCUCAGUCCAUCCAGGAGCUGUUUGAGAAGGAGAACAUCACAGAACCUCCCAGAGGAUGCGUAGGAAACACCAACAUCUGGAAAACUGGGCCACUUUUCAAACGAGUACUGAUGUCCUCCAAAUACCCAGAAGGCCUUACUGGGAGGGUGGAGUUUAACGAUGAUGGUGACAGGAAGUACGCUCACUACAGCAUCUUCAACUACCAGAAGAGUCGCCUGGUUCAAGUCGGCGUUUACAACGGAACACAGGUGGUGAUGAACAACCAGAGGAAGAUCAUCUGGCCUGGAGGAGAGACAGAGAAACCACAGGGUUUUCAGAUGUCCACCAGAUUAAAGAUUGUGACCAUCCACCAGGAGCCCUUUGUGUAUGUGAAGCCCACCAUGCCUGAUGGAACCUGCAAAGAAGAAAUCACCUUAAAUGGGGUCUUAAUUAAAAAGGUUAUCUGCACUGGGCCAAAUGAGACCAUCCCAGGUCGUCCUACUGUACCUCAGUGUUGUUAUGGAUUUUGUAUUGAUCUACUGAUCAAACUGGCCAUGACCAUGAACUUCACCUACGAGGUUCACCUGGUCGCUGAUGGGAAAUUUGGAACUCAGGAGCGGGUGAACAACAGUAACAAGAAAGAGUGGAACGGCAUGAUGGGAGAACUGCUGGGAGGCCUGGCUGACAUGAUCGUGGCUCCACUGACGAUUAACAAUGAACGAGCUCAAUACAUCGAGUUCUCCAAACCUUUCAAAUACCAAGGCCUGACCAUCCUGGUGAAAAAAGAAAUUCCUCGGAGCACUCUGGACUCAUUCAUGCAGCCGUUCCAAAGCACCCUGUGGCUGCUCGUGGGACUAUCAGUGCAUGUGGUAGCAGUGAUGCUUUAUCUACUAGACCGGUUCAGCCCGUUUGGACGGUUUAAAGUAAACAGUGAAGAAGAAGAAGAAGACGCUCUCACUUUAUCAUCUGCCAUGUGGUUCUCCUGGGGGGUGUUGCUGAACUCUGGAAUAGGAGAAGGUGCACCACGCAGCUUUUCAGCCAGAAUCCUGGGCAUGGUGUGGGCUGGUUUUGCUAUGAUCAUUGUGGCCUCUUACACUGCCAAUCUGGCUGCCUUCCUGGUGUUGGACCGACCCGAGGAGAGAAUCACCGGAAUCAAUGACCCCAGGCUGAGAAACCCUUCAGACAAGUUUAUCUACGCCACUGUCAAGCAGAGCUCUGUGGACAUCUACUUCAGACGGCAGGUGGAGCUCAGCACCAUGUAUCGCCACAUGGAGAAGCACAACUACGAGAGCGCCGCUGAAGCCAUUCAAGCUGUACGGGACAACAAGCUGCAUGCUUUCAUCUGGGACUCUGCGGUGCUGGAGUUUGAAGCCUCGCAGAAGUGCGACCUGGUGACCACGGGAGAGCUGUUUUUCCGUUCGGGCUUUGGCAUUGGCAUGCGCAAGGACAGCCCCUGGAAACAGAAUGUGUCCCUGGCCAUUCUCAGUUCUCAUGAGAACGGCUUCAUGGAAGACCUAGAUAAAACCUGGGUGAGAUACCAGGAGUGUGACUCGAGGAGCAAUGCCCCAGCCACACUCACCUUUGAAAACAUGGCAGGUGUCUUCAUGCUGGUGGCUGGAGGCAUAGCCGCAGGGAUCUUCCUUAUCUUCAUCGAAAUCGCUUAUAAACGCCAUAAAGACGCCCGCAGGAAGCAGAUGCAGCUGGCCUUUGCGGCCGUCAACGUUUGGAGGAAGAACCUUCAGGACAAUAAGGAAACCUCUGGAAGUCAAGCUGCAGCUGGGACCCCUUCGUUACCCUCUUCCUCUGUAGAGACUCAGGAUGAUAGGAAAAGUGGUAGAGCAGAGCCCGACCCCAAAAAGAAAGCCUCUUUUAGGUCCAUCAGUACCACCCUGGCCUCCAGCAUCAAGAGACGUAGGUCCUCCAAAGACACGCAAUACCCACCCACUGACAUCACAGGCCAACUCAACCUAUCUGACCCGUCUGUCAGCACAGUGGUGUGAAGUGAGGAAGAGGAGAGAGGGUGAAUUGGAAACGAAACGAGGAGGAGGAGAAUGUAAGAACCUCCUUCCUGCUCCUUCAACGUUGGUGGCAGGGAUUUCUUCUUUUCUUUUUGUCUUGUUCUUUUCACCUCCUGCCAAUGGGGCUUCUGAAAGGAAAACUGCCUGAGACAGAAAAAAGAACUUGCACCUUUUUCAUUUAAAGUCAGGAUUAUCUGGCCAUUGAUGUUGGGUUCCUGAGCAUGUGCAGAAGUAGAAGGAAUACUGUCAGAAUCAUCUGCAUAUACAGUACGGCUCUUUUCUUCUGUGUGUAAUCCACUUAUUUACUUAUUUAACCAAAUCUGUUUACGUCCAUUUACUAUCAGAUAUUUACUUAAUGUUUGAUGUGUUUCAAUUAACUGAUGAGCUUUAUGAUAUCAUUUAGUUAAAAGUCACGUUUGGGUUUGUUAAAGGGAUAGUUCAGGUUUGUUUGAGGUCUGCUUGUUGAAAAAAUAUUUUAGACAUUUAAUUGUAACAUUCAGCUGAUAUUAGUUUUUUGAAAUUAGUUUUACAAUAUCUAAGGAAUGUGUCUACUACUCAGUUGUUUGGCAGACUUUCUCAGCAGUAUGCUUAAGUUUGCAAACUACAAUGCAAAACUCUUUAGAGAAAAUCAACAUUUUUUUAAAUCUAUUUGUUUUAUUGUCAUAGGAACACAGCUAUUUUGUGUGUUGUGUGAGUUACGCUGAGUUUUUGUGGGAACAAUUUGUUAUCCCCCUUAAAUACUUUAACUGACCGAAGGAGGCUAAAGGGAACCAGAAGGUUAUGAUUCCCCUUUGGCUAAAAUCACUGAUUUUCUCUAUGGACUUUGGCCUGUGUGUUGUAAUCAUUGACUUUCUCUAGUUUCACUGUUGAUCAGCUCUGUCAUACAACAACACAAAGGAGUGAUAAUGAGAAUCAGAUUAACCAAAAUGAUAAAUAUUAAAAACUUAGACACAGAUUCAGACAAACACGUUU
Molecule: messenger RNA, 4362 nt
Organism: Cynoglossus semilaevis (tongue sole)
Lineage: Eukaryota; Metazoa; Chordata; Actinopteri; Pleuronectiformes; Cynoglossidae
Gene: grin1a
Product: glutamate receptor, ionotropic, N-methyl D-aspartate 1a
Exons: 23
Coding region: 478-3372 (964 amino acids)
Biological process (GO): monoatomic ion transport
Cellular component (GO): membrane
Molecular function (GO): signaling receptor activity; ligand-gated monoatomic ion channel activity
Source: RefSeq, a predicted model, not a curated record